Molecule: messenger RNA, 381 nt
Organism: Gongylonema pulchrum
Lineage: Eukaryota; Metazoa; Nematoda; Chromadorea; Rhabditida; Gongylonematidae
Source: the annotation of a GenBank genome assembly
AUGAGCAAAAUAACAAUAACCUCGUCGGAGCCGAAAGAUCGCUGGAUGCCGGCCAAGGAACUGCCAUCCGCAGAAUGGGUGCGCAGAAACGAUCACAUCUGGGAAUAUGGAUUCUACGAGCCGCCGCCCGAGAAAAUAGCAAAAGGCAAAUUGACAUUUCGCGAGGCGCUUGAGGUACUGCGAGCUCGUUGCGACUGGGAAUUUGCGUUAAAACUGGAUGACAAACGCCGCGAUAUUUUACUGCCGCAGAUUGCAGAAAGCCUGGAAAAGCAUCCGGCGACGCAGCGUGUUGAGAAGGAAGUGCUGGAGAGAGUAUGGGCAUAUUUUAGGCCGUUCGAACGAAAAGAAACGCAAUAUGUAUGUUCUUCUUUCUUGCAAUAA